Messenger RNA from Pararge aegeria (speckled wood butterfly), 2286 nucleotides. RefSeq lists its product as uncharacterized. Lineage: Eukaryota; Metazoa; Arthropoda; Insecta; Lepidoptera; Nymphalidae. The transcript is spliced from 3 exons. Bases 280 to 1950 code for a protein of 556 amino acids. The record is from RefSeq and is a predicted model, not a curated record.
UUGUCAAUAUCGAUAAAAUGUAUGUCAAUAAGAAAAACCACAAUAUCUUUUAUGAUUGGUUAAAUAUAUGAUACUCUUAGUAGUUUUAAAUUUUUUAGCCAAUAAUCCAACCACUUUUUCAAUUGCGAUUGUCACAUCAUCGCUGUCGAGUGUCGGCUCAGUCUGUCAUAAUUUGACAUUAUUUGGAUCUCAUUUGUUUUUGUCUACUCUUGAUUUUCGUAAUGUUUUUAAGCAUAAAACUAAGCGUAUAUUGUUAUGUAAAUUAAAUAGCAAGUAAUAAUGCUUGAGACAGAAGAAGUUGAUGUUGAUUAUUUUACUCCGUCAACAUGUACCUCUCUUUCAAAAAUAUUUGGCAGCAGCUCCAAAGAAGAAGAUGUAUUAGAAAACAAUAAUUCAUUAAAGUUUAUUGCACCGCUACCUCCACAAGUGACUACAAAAUCUGAAGAAUCUAAGCAAACAAAAUUUCUUUAUGCAGGAUCUGUAUAUGCAUAUGAAUGGGUUGAUAAUUCAUAUGAGUUUAGAGGUAAAUUGGGCUUUGCAAUAUUCAGCAUUAUAAAUAUAGAUAUUCAUAAAAUGGUCAUAUAUAAUUCCAAUAAAACCAGUCUGUCCAGUUUGACGAUUGCGCAUGAUAUUAAAAUAAAGGUAAAUGGGAAUAUCAGUAUAUCAUACUAUGACAAUCUCCAUAAAUUUUGGAGUGUCAAUCCAUCAUCAUCCAAACUUGACGAAAUUUUAGAUAUACUGAGAAGUUUAAAUGUAAAUCUUGAAAUUGUGCCAGCUAUUGAAGAAAAAGAAAUAAAAACUCACAUAAAAGAUUUCACUGAAAAAGAUGCUACAACAAAUAAAUUAAAUGAAACUGAAAAAGAAAGUGAUACAGAUGUUGCAUUUAACAGAAAAACGAAAGAUUCCAUUUUGAAAAGAAUGGCGACUAUGGGGCAUUCUGUGUUACCACCGCCUCAUGCAGCAGCAGUUACUCAGACUAGUGAUUCCUCAGAUACAAGCAUACCACAAAAUCAGCGAAAACCCCGUCACAAGCCAAAGAUUAUGAAUAAAAAGGGACCAUCCGAAAAGAAAUCAUUAGAUACAGACAGAUUUUGUGAACUGACUAAUCAAAAUACAAGAAAAAUUCCUCCACAACCAGAGCCACAUGAAAUGUUUAAAGAUUUUCUUAACAUUGCUAGUCAAGAAAUUGUCCCUGUAAGCACUGCUAGUAUAAUUAAUCCAAAUGACAUAAGUGCUGACGCCAGUAGUGUGGGACUAAUCAUUUCUGAACAAAAAUUGAGUAAUAGUGAAUUACGAAUUAACAUGAACAGAAUGGCUGAUAAAGUAGACAUACUACUAGAUAAAGUUAAAGAUUUGGAGAUGGUUGAUAGAAGCAAAUCAACAAAUAACAGCAAUCUAUCACAAUUUCAAAAUGAAAUUGUACAAAAAUUAUUAAAUGAAUAUGAAAAGAAAAUUAAUAGAUAUGAAGAAUUUAUGAAACUGAAGGGAUUUGAUUGUGAAAAUUUUGAACUAGCAUCUCAAUCAACCUGCGAAAGAACACAGCACAGUUUAAAAACUUCUGAAAUAAAAGAAACACAGAUACAACAGUUAUGCAAUGAUAAGGAUAAAGAAAUUGUUCAACUAAGAAAAGAUUUGGAACUCUUAUCUAACAAAGCAGAACAGUUUAAAGAUUAUGAAAGAAAUUUAUUAAAAGAAAUCUGUAACUUGAAAGAUAAGUUAGAUGUAUCAAAAGAGCAUAUUCCUAAUGAAAUUAAGAAAUUGGAUGAUGCAGACAAACAAAACACUGAUAUUACAAAUAAACUUAAGCAAAUUAUGAAUGAUACAUUCCAAGCCAUAUCAGUAAAUUUUGAUGAUGAAGAAAAUUACACAGGUUCCCAAAUUAAAAGCAUUGUUGGAGUAGUUGUGAAAAAAACAACCAUAGAUUCACUUAGACAACUACAAAGUACCUAGAUUUUUCUAACUGAAUUAUUUUGUUUGAUAAUUUGCCUAGGUAUUUUCUUGGUCAUUAUAAUUCUUUCAAUAUAUUUACAAUGAACCUGUCAGCAGUAAUAUGAUUUUUAAUUAUCUGUUUAUUUAUAAUUUAUAUUAGUCCAGUUUCGAGUCUACCCACCCUGGGCAAAAGAUAAAGAAAAUAAACAGCUUACCAUUUUUUAUCCUUGCCUUGAUUGGUGGAUGGUACCUAUCAAGCAAGCUUUGAAUAUAAUUUCUAAUUAUACAAUUAGAAAUUCUGUUCAACAUAUUUUAUCAUCUCUGUUAUAAUAUUUAAUAUAUUAUUUUCUUCUUUUA